AUGUGGUUGCCGAAAUGCCGAGGGAACUUGAGCACGCAGUCGAGCAAGCGGGAUCAUGUGUGUGUUCUACGUGCACACAACAUCGUGCACCUCAUGUCGGUCAUCGUUGUGACGGAGCUCCCUGGCACGCGGGUCCGUCGCGUCGACCUGGAAGCUCGCGUCGCGCUGCUCUACCAUUUCCUGAAUGGGCAAACACGGUUCCGCCAAGUCGACCCCCUCACAGCAUUUGCCCGAAUGUGGCUGGUGGACUGUCACGUUACGUCGGACGACUUUGAGGAAUUAACAAUUUACCAAGCGCCACCUGCAGAGCAGGGCCAAACCGACCAGUUGAUUAAGCGGCGUGUUAGGUGGGGUGCCAUCCGUGACUGCUCUGCUCUGCCGGCCACCUACCGGGAUCCCCUCCGCAGCUGCUCUCCCGGUCUUGGAUCUCGCCGGUCGCCACACCGUGCUUGCCAGCAGCAGAGAAGCGAUCGAGGCAGCAUGGCCGAGGCGGCGGCGAGCACAAGGAAGCUGUACGGCUACGAGCUGUCGUCCAACUCGGUGCGCAUCGCGGCGCUGCUCAACGAGAAGGGGCUCGACUACGAGCUCGUCGUCGUCGACGACACCAAGGCGCCGGAGUUCCUCGCCAUCAACCCCUUGGGUCAGGUCCCGGCGUUCCAGGACGGCGACGACAUCCUCUUCGAGUCUCGCGCCAUAAGUAGGUACAUCGCGGCCAAGUACCGGUCAACGGGCACGGACCUGCUGCCGGCGGCGCCGUCGGCGAAGCUGGAGGUGUGGCUAGAGGUGGAGUCGCACCACUUCUACCCGGCCGUGGCGGACCUGGUGUACGAGCUCCGCGUCAGGCCCCGGCUGCCGGGCGGCGCGCCGCCCGACCCGGCUGUCGUGGACGGGCUCGCCCGCAAGGUGGCCGACGUGCUCGACGUCUACGACGCGCACCUCGGCGCGGGGAACAGGUACCUCGCCGGCGAUCAGUUCACGCUCGCCGACGUGAACCACAUGGCGCAGCUGUUCGUCAUGAGCCUGACGCCCCGGGCGGCGGAGCUGGUCGCGGCCAGGCCGCACGUGCAGGCGUGGUGGGACGAGAUAUCCGCCCGCCCCGCCUGGAAGAAGACCGUCGCCGCGCUCCCGCUCCCGCCGGCUUGAGGGCGCCGGUGGCAGCCGCAGGAUGUGGAAUAGAGGUGUUUAAUGUUUUAAGCUGGAGCAGAUGAUCGAAUUCCCCAGGAAUGUUGUUGAUGUGAGUGACAUACCUGAACAGCUGACCAUGGUCGGCUAUGAAGUUUAUAACUCAAAUCCUUUGUUUUGGCAAGGCAAUGUGAUGGCUUC
This is a messenger RNA of Triticum dicoccoides, 1323 nucleotides long. Its product is annotated as glutathione S-transferase 3-like. Gene Ontology annotation, cellular component: cytoplasm. Gene Ontology annotation, biological process: glutathione metabolic process. Gene Ontology annotation, molecular function: glutathione binding; glutathione transferase activity. Lineage: Eukaryota; Viridiplantae; Streptophyta; Magnoliopsida; Poales; Poaceae. The record is from RefSeq and is a predicted model, not a curated record. The transcript has 4 exons. The coding region runs from base 1 to 1143 and encodes 380 amino acids.